Molecule: messenger RNA, 2010 nt
Organism: Thlaspi arvense
Lineage: Eukaryota; Viridiplantae; Streptophyta; Magnoliopsida; Brassicales; Brassicaceae
Source: the annotation of a GenBank genome assembly
GAAAAGUCGAAAAGUUUUUCUUUCGGUUGAUGCAAAUCUUUCUCUGUCUGCGACAUUUUCAAAUGCUCCCAAAGCUCAGGGAAAAAUUCGUAAAACGGAAUCCAUCACUUUGACCAAAUAAGAUUCUUCAAAACUUACGAAGAAGAAGAACGAUGUUCUUGAUCAAAAACCUCACGCGAAUCUCGCCGACCAAAUCCUCAGCGGCCCUGAUCGGAUUUAGAAACACCGGAUCAUUCACUCUCUCCUCCCGUUUCUGCACCGCGCUGCAUCAACAGCAGCAGAAACAGCAAGAGACUCAGAUUCAGCCUCCGGCUACAAAUGGAUUGGAUCGGAGCCGUUACGAAGGUUUGGGGCCGACGAGAGAAGGAGAGAAGCCGAGAGUGGUGGUUCUCGGGUCGGGUUGGGCGGGUUGUCGAUUGAUGAAAGGCAUCGACACGAGCAUCUACGACGUCGUUUGCGUCUCCCCUAGGAACCACAUGGUCUUCACGCCUCUCCUUGCUUCCACUUGCGUCGGCACUCUCGAAUUCAGGUCCGUCGCUGAGCCGAUCUCUCGUAUCCAACCCGCGAUUUCGCGAGAACCCGGCUCUUAUUUCUUCCUCGCUAAUUGCUCUCGACUUGAUGCUGAUUCUCACGAGAUUCACUGUGAGACUCUGAUUGAUGGGUCGAACACAUUAAAGCCAUGGAAGUUCAAGAUAGCUUACGACAAGCUCGUGGUAGCUUGCGGUGCAGAGGCGUCCACGUUUGGAAUCCAGGGAGUUAUAGAAAACGCCAUCUUCCUCCGUGAGGUUCACCAUGCUCAGGAGAUCCGUAGGAAGCUUCUUCUGAACCUGAUGCUCUCUGAUACUCCUGGCAUAUCGAAAGAGGAGAAGCAGAGGCUGUUGCAUUGCGUUGUGGUUGGAGGUGGACCAACGGGAGUAGAGUUUAGCGGUGAAUUGAGUGACUUUAUCAUGAAAGAUGUUCGUCAACGAUAUGCCCAUGUGAAGGACGACAUUCAUGUUACUUUGAUAGAGGCCAAGGAUAUACUUUCGUCGUUCGAUGAUCGUCUCAGACGCUAUGCCAUCAAGCAAUUGAACAAGUCUGGAGUGCGGUUUGUGCGUGGGAUUGUGAAAGAUGUGAAGCCUCAGAAGCUAAUACUUGACGAUGGCACAGAAGUUCCUUACGGACUCUUAGUGUGGUCCACUGGUGUUGGUCCUUCUCAAUUCGUUAAGUCUCUUGAUCUUCCAAAAGCUUCCGGUGGAAGGAUCGGUAUCGACGAGUGGAUGCGUGUACCUUCUGUACAAGACGUGUUUGCUAUCGGUGACUGCAGCGGAUAUCUGGAGUCCACCGGAAAACCAACCCUUCCUGCUCUUGCUCAGGUCGCUGAGAGAGAAGGCAAAUACUUAUCGAAACUACUAAAUGAGAUCGGGAAAGCCAACGGAGGACGAGCCAACAGCGCAAAGGAGAUAGAACUUGGAGUUCCCUUUGUGUAUAAGCACCUUGGAAGCAUGGCUACAAUCGGUAGAUACAAAGCCCUAGUCGACCUACGUGAGAGCAAGGACGCAAAAGGAAUAUCGAUGACGGGUUUCGUGAGCUGGUUCAUAUGGAGGUCGGCUUAUCUGACUCGAGUCAUAAGCUGGAGAAACCGAUUCUAUGUUGCCAUUAAUUGGUUCACCACUUUCGUCUUUGGUCGUGACAUUAGCCGUAUCUGAUCUUGUCAGCAACUCCACUCGUGUCGCUGUAACGGCGUCGUUGUGUACAGAAGUACAUCAAUAACAUAACCUUUCAGGCGAGAGAGAAGGUUUUUCAAAAAAAUUGCUUGUUUUUGUGGUUGAUGUUGUGAGUAUUAUUAUAGGGUGUUUUCACAUUUUGGUUUUUUCUUCAAAAGUGUUUGUACCAUUUUGGUUUUUUUUUCCAAUAUGUAAAAGAGAAUAUUCCAAAGGACAAUUGAAUAGUUAUAACUUUGAGCUUUCUUAAGAAAAAUAAUAAGCAAUUGUGUAAUAUUUGGAUUUUGUGGACAUACCAACCCAGAAG